AUGGAGCGGGAUUUUGCUUUCCCUUUUGAACCUUAUUCAAUUCAGCUUGAUUUUAUGAAUCGGCUAUAUGAUACUCUAGAUACUUGUAAAGCAGGCAUUUUUGAAAGCCCUACAGGCACUGGAAAAUCUUUAAGCAUCAUUUGUGCGGCUUUUAAAUGGCUUAGAGAGAACCAAGCUUCAUCUUCAGAUUCUCAGCGAACUAGCUAUUCUAAUAGUCAGGCAUGGCUAAGAGAAAUUGAUGCUGCUGAAAAAGACAAUCGAAUAAAAGAAGCUAAAGCUUCAAGUGAAGCCACAAUUCAGCCAACUAAAAAAGCUUUAAAAAAGAGCCCAUCUGACACAAUUCAUAGCAAUCUAAUUCCGGAAAAUUUGCUUUUAAUUAACGAAAGCAGCAAUGAAGACUCAAAGCUUUCAUCAAAAAACGUCGAAAUGAUUCCAAUUCCAAGCUUUGUCCCGCCAAGAAUUCUCUAUACAAGUCGUACUCAUUCACAACUAGACCAAUUUAUUGGAGAAAUUAAGCGUACAAAGUGAGGUCAUGGUGAUGAUAAAAUUCGUGUCAUCAGAAUAGGGUCAAGAAACCAUUUAUGCAUAAAUGAGCAUUUAUCAAAAUACAAAAAAAGUGGGGCUAUCAAUUAUAAAUGUAAAGAGCUUAUUGACCGGUUAUCAGAAAAAAAAGUUGAUUUUUACAUUUUAGGAUAAAAAUAUUAAAAGCCAAACAUUAUAUUGAUUAAAAUGCAAUGUAAUUUAUUUCUUUAUUCGGCUGGUUUUAGCAACAAGUCUUUAUAUAUUAAAUCAUAAAGCUAAAUCUCCAGCUAAAGCAAUUAGAUGCAGAUAAAUUGCCUUUCAAAAAUACCAGAAAAAAAAACUCUAUCAUUUUUUGACAGUAAAACAGUGGCAUGAAAAAUCUAUCUUUUUUCUUGAUGACCCUAUUGACCCAGAUAACACAAGGUCAGAAUGUGUUUGGCACCAGGGUCAGAAUAAAGUUUCAGAAUUCGCCUUGUCAAAUGUUUCAGAUAUAGAAGACUUAAUUCGAUAUGGGCAGGAAAAUAUAGGCUGCCCAUACUAUGGAACCAGAAGCUCUCUGAAUAGCGCAGAAGUCAUUGUAGCUCCUUAUGCGUCAAUCCUUAACAAACAAGUAAGAGAAGGAAUCGGAAUUUGCCUCGAUAAUGUAAUUUUAAUUGUGGAUGAGGCCCACAACCUGAUAGAAUCUAUUAUAGAUUCCUACUCAGCCACGUUGACCAGAAACCAGAUCGAGCAGAGCUUAAGAAACCUUUCGAAUUAUUUUAAUCGCUAUCAAAAUAGGAUGAGCCCAAGGUCGACUAUGUAUAUCAAGCAAAUUUUGAAAAUUUUGGUCAGUUUAGGCGAUUUCAUGAAUGCCAGGAUAAGAGCCAAAAUUAGUCAUGUCACCCCAGUCGCAGAAUUUCUUGUAGAAAGAGAGCUUGUAGACUAUGAUUUCUAUAGAAUCAUUGACUUUGUGGAAGAAAUCGAGCUAACAAGGAAACUCACAGGUUUUGCUGAAAAUCUCGAUUUUUCGCCAAGUGAUUCUGCGUGUUUUCACUAUUUCAUGGAAUUUGUAAGGUGUUUUGGUACUGAUCCCAAAGACUCAAGAAUACUAUUUGAGUUUGAAGAAAAUCUCCCUGUAAUAAAAUAUUUGCUACUUAACCCAAAAAUACCUUUCCAAACAAUGCUGAAUGAAGCAAGAUGUGUAAUACUCGCUGGAGGGACAAUUGAGCCAAUCGAUGAAUUUAUGCAGCUUUUCUCUGAUACUCCUAGAGAAAAGAUUGGACGAUUCUCAUGUGGGCAUGUAAUCCCCAAAGAAAACCUUUUGGUUUCGAUUGUUUCAUAUGGAGAAAGCGGGAAUCCUUUCAAAUUUAAUUAUCAGAGCAGAGAUAAUGAUAUAAUGCUGACUGAUUUAUGCAAGCUGAUAUUAGAUGUCAGUCUCACAGUGCCGCACGGAGUAGUUGUUUUUUUGCCAUCGUUUGCUUUCUUAUCCAAAUUAAAAACCUAUUUACAAGACCAUAAUUAUUUCCCACAAAUUCAGGCUAAUAAAACGCUAUUUUUUGAUAAUCGAAAUGAAAAUAAUAUGCUGGAUCAAUAUUCCCGAGAAGCAAAAAUUGGAGGGGCUAUUUUGUUCGCAGUGGUAAGAGGAAAAUUAAGUGAAGGAAUUAAUUUUAAUGACGAUCUUGGGAGAUGCGUAAUUAUGGUUGGUCUGCCUUAUCUAAAUGUUAAUGAUUUAGAAGUUAAAGAAAAAAUGAGGUUUUUGGACUCAAAGAGAGGCGAUUUUAAUGGCAGAAAAUUUUAUGAAAUGAAUUGUCAUAAAGCGAUAAAUCAAUCGAUUGGCAGAGCAAUUCGGCAUAGAAAUGAUUAUGCAGUCAUUCUGCUGGUAGAUCAAAGACAUAAUAUGGCAAAAAGGCCUUUAUGGAUGAGAAGUAAUUGUCUUGAAAGAAUAGAAAGGGCUAAGGAGGUUGUGAACUGCAUUCGUGGAUUUUUUGAAAAUAAAAAAGUUUUACAGAUAAUUAAAUAA
This is a messenger RNA of Blepharisma stoltei, 2521 nucleotides long. NCBI's taxonomy places the organism in Eukaryota, Ciliophora, Heterotrichea, Heterotrichida, Blepharismidae. The record is from the annotation of a GenBank genome assembly.